Molecule: messenger RNA, 570 nt
Organism: Triticum aestivum (bread wheat)
Lineage: Eukaryota; Viridiplantae; Streptophyta; Magnoliopsida; Poales; Poaceae
Product: 2-oxoglutarate-dependent dioxygenase 11-like
Exons: 3
Coding region: 1-570 (189 amino acids)
Source: RefSeq, a predicted model, not a curated record
AUGGAGGGAGAAGCGAACCCUGAGCUGAAACUCGAAGGCAACGUACCAGCCCGGUAUGUCAUGCCGCAGCAGGACCGCCCGUCCGCUGCCGCAGGUGUUGCGCCUAUCCCCGUCAUCGACCUCGGCCGCCUUUCCAGGCCUGACACCGAUGGUGGUGCCGUCGAGGAGGCAGCGAAACUCCGGUGGGCGCUCGAGACCUGGGGCUUCUUCAUGAUUACUAACCAUGGUAUCGAGGCCUCUCUUAUGGAUGCGAUGAUGAAUGCAUCCAAGGAGUUCUUCGGGCAGCCUAUUGAAGAGAAGCAAAAAUACAACAACAUAAUUGAUGGCAAGCGUUUUCGUCUUGAAGGGUACAGAAGUGAGCUGCUGCAAUCUGAAGGCCAGACCCUCGAUUGGUCUUGCCGUUUAUCUCUGCAAGUAGAACCGGAAGAGGAGAGAAGUUUCCACCUUUGGCCCAAGUAUCCCAAAUCUUUGAGGCAAAUUGGAUCCUUCCGAUCUACACUACUCUUCAUCGGCAGCGGUUACUGUUCUAGUGCGCUGGUCCUAUGGGGCCUUAGCACGACGACUUCCUGA